Molecule: messenger RNA, 378 nt
Organism: Cooperia oncophora
Lineage: Eukaryota; Metazoa; Nematoda; Chromadorea; Rhabditida; Trichostrongylidae
Source: the annotation of a GenBank genome assembly
AUGGUGGCAUUCAAGCAUUUCGUCCAAAUCAAUGCUACAUCGUUUCCAAAUUUUGCGAUACCGUGCGGAGGGUUCUGCAAUCCUUUUGGUAACAGUUCGUCGGAGUUUGCUGUAGCCUGCUGUAACUACUACUUCUUUCUUCACAAUGAGUUUUCAAGCAUCAAGACCAGUUGGGCGUCAGCAGAAAGCGUAUGCGGAUAUCUGGGAGGUCACUUGGUUUCAAUACAGUCGGAUACGGAAAACGACUACGUUGCACGACUAAUACUUACCUGGCAUUCAGCGAGGUUUACAUUCGGAGCAUAUGUGAGUGGAGGGACGUGGAAAUGGACCGACUAUACAGCCGGAUUCGCUUACUCGAACUUCAAAGGUUUAUUAUAA